GGGUCAAUGAUAUUGGAUGUGAGAUGGGCACGCAUAUACUAGAGUAUACUGGUAUAUACUACCUAGGGAGUAUUAAUUUGUUCGCUACCUUUCGUUAGCACAUAUGUUUGUUCGGGCAUUUAGACGUGGCCUUAGGUAACUGGCAUUUUAUAUGUGGAAACACUGCACAAGGGAUAUACUUCCUCAAAACCCAUAGAUAAACAUGGAACUGAUGGAGGACCUGUUAAGCCAUGUUUUCCAAGACAUCGAUGCAAAUCAUCUACAUGAGCCGACAGUGCAGUUUUAUGAAGAAGGAUGUACGUCUACGAUCUCAAGGAAAUAUGAGAGGCUUCUUCGUUCUUAUUCCAAUUCACCUAUGUUAGAGAGUGUGUUGUUAUGUAAACUCGCCCGGAUUGAUUUUAUGGCGACGGAAUACGAACUUAGCUUAGACAGGUUUGAAUCAGCGCUUGACAAGGCAAGAGACCUAAAACAUUCGCAAUUGGAAUGCUCCAUUUUGUACGGUUUUGGCAACUGUUAUCUUCAGCUAAAACGCUACAAAGACGCAAUACAAAAGUUUCAAAUAAUGGGUGAGAUAGCAAGUAGAAAUGAUGACCAGUUUUACCAGGCAGUUUCUCACUGUUCUUUGGCUAAAAGCUACGCGAGUCAAAACGAAACUGAGCUUGAAAAAGCUUCACACCAAAUUGAACAUUGCGUCAAAAUACUCAAAGGUACCCCAAAGAACUCGGAACAUUUUUCAACUAUUUCUCUUCUUUGUGCACAAGUACGACUCCACGUUGCCAAAUCUGCCAUAAAUCGCACCGCAGCUGAACGCCAACUUCAUCUUGCAAAACAGGAUUUGCUUCAAUCGCAGAUGGACAGUAUCACUGUAGGAAAGCAGGCUGCUAUAUGGCUGUGUCUUGCACAGAUUCAUUUAGCCCUGUGUGACCAUGUGACCGCUCUACAAAAUGGCAUCCAAGCGGCGGACAAUGCGGUUUCAAACACAAUGAAGGGAGACUGUUUUGCAUUGUUGAGUAUCAUUUACUUCAGAUUAGGAUGUCGGGAUUUGGGGUUUCGUUGUGCCGACCUGGCAGUGGAGAUCUUCAAAAUGCUUAACUAUCAAAUGAAAAUGUUUGACGUCAAUCUUAAUAUCUCCUACGCGUUUUUGGAAUUCAAAGAAUUUGACGUAACACAUCGAUACCAACUAGAAGCAGAAGAUGUGUCGAAAAUUACUGGAUACUUGCAAGGCGCCACUGUUUUUGCAAAGUCUCUCCAGAUUAGACUUUCCAGUGAUAAACACAAGCUUGCCUUCUCUGAACAGAGCAGAGAGGCCAGUGAGAUUCUUCAGAUGAUUCACAUCAACAGGGAUGAAGCCGACGAAGCCCUUUUUUGCGCUGAGAGCACCAGAUCGAACUCCUUGAUAAGUUGGAUUGAAACCAGGUUUGAAGACGACCCUGCUAAGCGGCAAAUUUUGAAGUUCUUUGCAGUAAGCGUUUCGACGCUUGGCAUGAUGAAAGUGAUUGAAGAGGUCUGCGACACAGGGAUUAUGUAUUCCUAUAUCUCCAACAGGCUUUUUAAUGGAUUUAUUGUAUGGAUCUUUCAUACUGGAGAUAAUGAAAAAAGGAACAACAUACUAACCAAAGUCAUCCCUUGCUCUUACCACAAACUUCAAUCUACUAUCAAGAUGCUGCAAAUGACCAUUGCAUCCAAGAGUCGUGAAAUUGGAAUUGUGGGCCGGGACGCAUUCGUAAGAGAUCGAAACGCCUUAAAAGAAGAUGACAUUGAGGGAGGAAGUGAACACAGUUUGCAAGGGUCGUGCGCCAUUUUGCGAGAACUCUACACAAUAUUAUUAGAACCCAUUGAAAAGGAAGCUCGUAUUAUUCGAGAGGAACACAAGAGCAACGGAGCUAUGUGGCGCCUUUUGAUUAUCCCGAACUCUGAAUUAUUUCUUGUCCCUUUCCCUGCUCUUGUGAACUCUUGGGGUCAAUAUCUAUGCAGAAUUUGGAAAGUUUCUGUUGUCUCUUCUCUUAAACUUCUGUCGCAUCUUCGCGGUCUAGCAUUAAAGGAGGACAGUCAGAAAACCUUUCUAGUGAUAGGUAAUCCUCUUACCCCUACAGGAGCAGGUCUUUGUUUCCUCCCUGGAGCAGAGAGGGAGGCGAAAAAUGUCGCAGCGUUGUUUCCACACGCCAAAUUGCUUGUUGGAAAGAUGGCAAGAAAGAACAUUGUCAUGGAACAGAUGAAAGAUGCGCAAGUCAUACACUUUGCGUGUCAUGGAUGUUGGACAGAAAGUUAUUUGGCGUUGGCAUCGAAUUCAGACGAUCUUGAAGAAUGUGCGCAACCCAAACACUACAGACUGACCGCCGAUGAAAUAGCACAUCUUACGCUAAAAGCCGGGCUAGUUGUACUGAGUGCAUGCAAUAGUGGCAGAGGCAGGGUAACGGGGGAAGGCAUCGACGGUCUUGCGCGUGCGUUCUUCCUUGCUGGCGCACGCGCAGUACUUGUAGCUCUAUGGCAGCUACCAGAUGCCGCCACUGUGUCAAUAAUGACAUCAUUUUACUCUAACUUUAAAUCAGGACAAUCUGCGUCAUCGGCGCUUCGCCAGGCCAUGGAAGACUGCCAACAAGAUUUCAAAGACCCAUUUUACUGGGCAGCCUUUUACCUUAUGGGUGACGACGUGUACUAUAGUAAUGCAGUCCCCGAAUGGCUUUUAUUAGGCCACUUCCCGUAUUGAUGACGACUUAUUACAAAGACGUUGAAGGCACCAGUACAAAUACAUGUACAUUCUGAUGGUUUUGUGCACAUAAACAUUUUUGUACCGUAAUUCUUUGAUAGUGCAGAAGUUCUUAGCAAACUCUAUGUAGCAACUUUAGUGUAGAGAAUUCUUCGUUAAGUAUUUAUUUACUCCCGUGUGCUGUCAGGCUCUUGAUUUUCUGUGUAUGGCGUCACGUUCAGUGAUGAGUUCCCUUUCGAAAUGUUUGCGUUUGGAGAACCCUUUGCCAACGAUUAUGUUUGCUCCUACAGGCAACGCAUGCGCAAAAAAUGAUAUUUAUUAUUGAAAAUAGCACACUUCAAGGUCACGAUGAAAGUCAUUGUAACUUUGCUGGCCACUAGUAAACUGAGACUGAUAUAGUGGUCCCUAUGCACGGUGAAAAAUAUUGCUACAUAUGUAUAUGCACUUUAACAUUGUGUGAGUUCUACUUUUUCUAACCAUCUUGUCAUUUCUA
This is a messenger RNA of Lingula anatina, 3200 nucleotides long. RefSeq lists its product as uncharacterized. The record is from RefSeq and is a predicted model, not a curated record. Gene Ontology annotation, molecular function: protein binding. Lineage: Eukaryota; Metazoa; Brachiopoda; Lingulata; Lingulida; Lingulidae.